Staurois parvus is the source of this 349-nucleotide messenger RNA. NCBI's taxonomy places the organism in Eukaryota, Metazoa, Chordata, Amphibia, Anura, Ranidae. The record is from the annotation of a GenBank genome assembly.
AAUAAGUCCAUCCGUGAAAUUUCCUUGCUACUAAAUAUUCCACGGUCAACUAUUAGUGGUAUUAUAACAGACUGGAAGCAACUGCGUACAACAGCACCUCAGCUACCAAGUGGUAGGCCACAUAAAAUGACAGAGCGGGGUCAGCGCAUGCUGAAGCGCACAGUGCGCAGAAGACUCCAACUGUCUGCAGAGUCAAUAGCUAAACACCUCCCAAACUUUAUGUGGCCUUCAGAAGCGCUUCAUGAAAUGGGUUUCCAUGGCUGAGCAGUUCCAUCCAAGCCUUACAUCAUCAAGUGCAAUGCAAAGUGUCGGAUGCAGUGGUGUAAAGCACGCCACCACUGGACUCUAG